AUGACGAGGAUCGGUGCAAGAGAUCCUCGUGGCUCGCGGAAACCGAUAAGAAUCGUUGUGGUUGGUGAAAAAGGCACUGGAAAAUCAAGUUUGAUUAAGGCUGCAUUAACUGGUUGUUUAGAUCCUAACAUCCCUCCUCUGUUACCUUAUGUCAAUUUACCUGCUGAUUGUUUCUCUGACCGUAUUCCCGCGACCAUUAUCGACACUUCUUCAAGACCGGAAGAUAAGGGAAAGGUAAUUAAGGAAGUCAAGCAAGCAGAUGGAAUUGUUUUGACAUGUGCAUUCGAUAGACCGGAAACUCUUGACCGUUUGAAUGAAUACUGGCUUCCUCUGAUUCGACAAUUAGAGGUGAAAGUUCCUAUGAUAAUGGCAGGUUAUAAAGUUGACAUGAAUGAGGCUAAUAAUCAAAUCAGCAUUGAAGAAAUAACGACACCAAUAAUGAAACAAAAUCGAGAGAUCGAGACAUCUAUCAUGUGGUCUGCUCAGGAUCUAGAACAUAUCAUUUGGCUUGCUCGAAUGGUUUUCAAGCAUGCGUAUCACGCGGUUAAUCACCCUGGAGGACCUAUAUAUGAUCAAGAUACCAAUUCAUUAAAACCUCGUUGUGUCGCUGCCUUGAAACGUAUCUUUCUACUCUGUCAAAUGGAUGGUGUUCUCAGUGACGCCGCCUUAAAUGAAUUUCAGAUUCAUUGCUUCGAUGGACCAUUGAAGCCUGAGAAAAGAAAAGAGAUAAGAGAAGUUGUGCAACUACAGUGUCCACUAGGAGUUAAUGAAGGAGGAAUCACAUGGGAAGGUUUCUUGUUUCUAAGCACACAUAUGGUGGAACAAGGACAAAUCAAAACAUUGUGGACUAUACUUAGGAAAUUCGGGUAUAACAACGAGUUAAGACUCGCGGAUCAUAUGAUUCCUUAUUCAUCGUCCAAACCCGAGGCUGAUCAGAGUGUUGAGCUGACAAAUGAUGCUAUUCGAUUCUUAAGAAACUUCUAUGUGCUUUGUGUUGAAGACAAUGGUAAUAACUUGGGACCUUAUGAGAUUCAAUAUCUCUUUCAAACUGCACCUGAAAGUCCAUGGAAUGAAGCUCCUUAUAAGAAUGCCGCGGAGAAAAAUAAGAAUGGAGGAAUAUCUCUUGAAUCUUUCCUCUCACUGUGGUCAUUGAUGACACUAAUAGAUCCAGCUAAGACUCUGGAAUAUUUGAUUUACAUUCGAUUCUCAAAUGAUCCAUCUUCCGCGAUUCACGUGACUAGGAGGCGAGUUCUUGAUCGCAAGGAGCAAAAAUCCGAAAGAAAAGUUGUUCAGUGUUUUGUCUUUGGACCCAAGAAUGCUGGCAAAUCUGCAUUACUCAAUCGAUUUAUCGGAAGGUCAUACAAUGAUGACAACAACAAUGGAUCAACUGAGGAACGUUAUGCUGUUAAUACUGUUGACAAAUCCAGAGUAAAUGCAAAUAGAAAGAAAACUCUGGUAAUGAAAGAAAUUCAAAUCCUAGAAGAAAAUGGAAUCUCAUUAUCAAAUGAAGCAUCGGCUUCUUGCGAUGUAGCGAUCUUCGUUUUCGAUUCUUCUGAUGAGUCUUCGUGGAAGAAAGCCAUCGAUUUGCUUGCUGAGGUUGCAGCCACUAGCAAAGACUCGAGUUUCGAGUUUCCUUGUCUUAUGGUUGCAGCAAAAACAGAUCUUGAUCCAUUCCCAAUGGCAAUUCAAGAAUCCACUAGAGUUACUCAAGAGAUAGGGAUUGAAGCUCCAAUACCAAUCAGUUCCAAAUUGGGAGAAUUCGAUAAAUUAUUCCAAAUGAUCUUAGCCGCGGCCGAGCAUCCUCAUAUGUCUAUUCCAAAUAUUGAGUCAAAGAAGGAAAGGAGAUGCAAGCUAAUCAAUAGAUCUCUAAUGCCAGUUUCAAUCGGGACAGCGUCUUUGAUCAUCGGGCUGGCUUCAUUCCGUCUCUACGCUGCAAGAAAGCAGAGCUAA
This is a messenger RNA of Arabis nemorensis, 1950 nucleotides long. NCBI's taxonomy places the organism in Eukaryota, Viridiplantae, Streptophyta, Magnoliopsida, Brassicales, Brassicaceae. The record is from the annotation of a GenBank genome assembly.